Chara braunii is the source of this 2422-nucleotide messenger RNA. NCBI's taxonomy places the organism in Eukaryota, Viridiplantae, Streptophyta, Charophyceae, Charales, Characeae. The record is from the annotation of a GenBank genome assembly.
GUGGAUGCCCGUUCCCCCGACCGGUCGAUUACCGAAACCGCAUUGCAACAUGCUCAUGGCACAAUUGCGGGAUUACUUGCACACUGCAGUACCAACUCUGUUGAUGGACGUCGGAGUAGAGGUUGUCGACCUUCACGCCUACAUCGCGAAGAUCGACCGCGAGUUCAAGAUGCAAUGGUACAACAACAUCGACGCAACAUUGCUAUAUGUACGCAUUCAGAUCGGAGAAGCGACCUGCAGCGCUUUGAUCGAUUGUGAGCAUCUCGCAACUACAUCAACGAUCAGAAACGUCGGCCCUCUCCCACGCAUCGACGAUCUUCUCGAGCGACUGGGCGGCGCCAAGUUCUUCUCCAAGCUCAAUCUCAAGCCGGAAUAUCACCAACUCGAGAUUCGGCAGGAGGACCACUACAAGAUCGCAUUUAAGACGCGAUAUGGGCAUUUCGAAUGGCUGGUUAUGCCAUUUGGCCUUACGAAUGCCCCGACCACUUUCCAAGCGGCUAUGACAACGGAGUUCCGACACAUGCUGGAUCGAUACGUAGUUAUCUACCUCGACGACAUCCUGGUCUACAGCCGGAGUUUGGAGGAGCAUGUGGAACACCUGCGCACCAUUUUGGAGCGGCUACGACAAACCAAGUAUAAAGCCAACCGCGACAAGUGUGAAUUCGCGCGGCAGGAGCUGGAGUACUUGGGACAUUAUGUGACGCCGCAAGGCAUCCGUCCGCUUUCGGACAAGAUCGAGGCCCUGCGAGUAUGGCCCGAGCCCACCAACACCACGAACGUUCGUUCAUUCAUGGGAUUGGCGGGCUACUAUCAGCGAUUCAUCACCGGAUACUCGAGGAUUGUUGCACCUAUGACGAGAUUACAAUCGCCAAAGGUGCCAUUCGUAUUCGAUGACGACGCACGCCGUCUUGGAACAGCACGACGGCGACGACUGACACCCUGUGGUCCUGUGGAGUAUUUCAGCCACAAAGUGCCUCCCAUCAACUCGCUUAAUGAUGCAAGGAAGAAGGAGCUGCUCGCAUUCGUCAUGGCUCUCAAGCGAUGGCGGCACUUCCUCCUUGGGCGUCGUACGUUCACAUGGGUUACGGACAACAAUCCAUUGACCUACUACAAGACGCAGGAUACGGUGAGCAGCACGAUCGGACGAUGGAUGUACUUCAUCGACCAAAUUGAAUUUGACUUCACACCGAAACAUCUUCCCGGCCUCUCAAAUCACGCAGCAGAUGCACUCUCGCGAAGACCUGAUCUUUGCGCUAUGACACAUCAUGCCUUCGCAUUCGAAGAGGAGCUUCAGCGACACUUCAUCCGGGACUACGAGUCCGAUCCAGAUUUCGCCACGCUAUAUGCGCAGCAAUCUUUGGAUCACCCACCAGCCAGCCACUAUCGCAUCGCCGAUGGGUACUUGCUCCUGCACUCGCGGGGCAAGGACUUACUAUGUGUCCCACGCGACCGCCGUCUUCGGACUCGCCUCCCUGGCGAGUAUCAUGAUUCCCGACUCGCCGGCCAUUUCGGAGUCAACCGCACUAUUGCACGACUUCGACAACAAUUCCGAUGGCCCGACCUCGUCACCGAUGUCACGAAGUAUUGCGACUCUUGCGAAGAGUUCGACACGAAGAUGAAGCCAAGUUCAACUCGGCAUCAACAGACAGACGGGCAGACGGAGCGGGCACAUCAAACCGCUCAAAUGAUGCUUCGUACGCUCAUCCGUCCGGACCAGAAAGAUUGGGUUGACCGCCUCCCCGACAUCGAGUUUGCCUACAACACUUCGGUGCACCCGGCAAUCGGCAUAACUCCAUUCGAGUUGCACCACAGUGGACGGAAAGGCCGUAUCUUCGCCGACCUUCUCCUCCCACGACCAGACGGCAUCGAUGCCGCUUGCUCUCCCGCGUCCGUCCGGAAGUACAGGGAAUUGCUGGCCCAAGUCCGGGCGAAUAUGCAAAAGGCUCAAGUUCGCAUGCAGCAGCAAGCCAACAGGCAUCGCGCGCCAUGUCCCAUCCGCGCCGGCGACCUGGUUUGGGUUUCCGCGGAAGAGUUUGCACUGGAACAGGAUGUAUCACGCAAACUAUUUCCCAAGUGGUUUGGACCAUGGCCUGUAACAUCAGCCGCGGGCGAUGAGCCCGAUGACCCUUCAUUUGUGAUCAACAUUCCCCCGCAUCUGACGGUCCAUCCAGUCUUUCACGCCUCAAAGCUGGCAACAUACACGCCAGCUAAGAGCAACGACUUUCCAGGCCGACGAUCGCAGGACCCUCCUUCUAUGGAUGGUCAUCAGGAAGUAGACCGCGUCAUCACCGAUCCCAAGUACGCCAGUAAGCCCCGACAGUACAAAGUGGAUUCAAAGCCUGCGAUCGCGACGACACUCGGUGGAUUUCAUGAGCAGAUUUGAAAGCAUCCGCACCGCUGAUCUACGCGCAUUAUGAGAAGC